Fusarium coffeatum is the source of this 3867-nucleotide messenger RNA. RefSeq lists its product as uncharacterized. The transcript is spliced from 10 exons. Gene Ontology annotation, cellular component: membrane. NCBI's taxonomy places the organism in Eukaryota, Fungi, Ascomycota, Sordariomycetes, Hypocreales, Nectriaceae. The record is from RefSeq and is a predicted model, not a curated record. Bases 1 to 3867 code for a protein of 1288 amino acids. Gene Ontology annotation, biological process: arachidonate metabolic process.
AUGGCCCCUCUAAAGCCUGGAAAUGUGUACAAUGCGACGACUUCUUUUGCGGCGAGUGCUGGCCUAAAGAGAGACCUCAUCGUCUACUUACCGAUUUCGUACCAGCCAGGAAAAGUCGGCAUCGAUGGUCGACAGCACGAAAUGGUCGACGAAGACAUCGUUCGCCGGCUACAGCAAAUCUUUGGCCAACCAACUGCCGCAGAACAACAUCGACGACACACGAACGAUAUCAAUACUACCUGGUUUGGGGUCACCAAGGAGCAAGACCAACCAUAUCUUCACUAUUCAAAUAGACUAGUUGACAUCCUACGUGAGAGCCAGAUGGGAGCGUUUACAGAGCGGUUCCCCCAACUGGUUUCUUUUGUUGGGCAAACAGGUGCUGGAAAGAGUACGGUCAUUAAGAUGCUGAUUGAUCGCCAACAAGCACAAACAGACAGAUUUACCAACAUACAUGCUCCCGUUCCCGGUCUCGUGGGUGAUAAUAUUCCUACCACUGGCGAUGUCCAUUUGUAUGAGGAUCCUGGCACAUACCACAGUCAAAGUCCUGUGUUAUAUGCCGAUUGCGAGGGCAUGACGGGCGGCGAGAAUGCACCUCGCGGUCUCGCCUGUCGUGAUAAGGUUGAAAGCGCCAAGAGGUCGGGGAAGCUGGUCAAAAAUGUCCUUCGGAAGAGAAUCACAUGGGCAGACAACCCCAGGAUGCAAUCGCUAGUGUUCGUACUUCGCGAGGUCAGGACAUUCCAGACAGAGGUUUUGACACAGCUGGUUGAUUGGGCUGCCAUGUCGAUUGACAAGUCUCUCAACCAGCCAACACUUCCACACGUCGUCAUAGUUGCAAACUAUACCGACACCAGUAUCGAUGAUCAACAGUGGAAUCCCGAUGUGGCUACAAAGGGUUUGCUUGAUGAUUACCAAGAUUCAGUCCAUCAAGUCCCAGCUCUAAGAGAGAAGUUGGAGAGACUAGCAAGUUUGGGCAAAGACAUAAAGACAACCAAGGGGCUGCUCGAAUACUAUUAUUCCUCCGUGACACUGGUGAGAAUGCCGGCCAAAGGUCGUUAUAUGAGGAUGGACGAGCAAAUUGGGCAGCUGUAUGGCGCAAUUCUCGGCAAAUGCGCGCAGUCUCAUGCUCGAAAGAAGAAGGUUCGCAUGCUACUUAAUGCUGAAGUGUUACCACAGUAUGUGAACGCUGCCUACGACCACUUCUCGGUAAGUCUUGACGAGCCCUUCGACUUCAUAGAGGAAGCGCGCCGACAUACACCUCUACCCCGAACCCUAGGGGGACACAUCCUUAACCUCAUCGUCACUAUGUAUAACCACGCCGGUCGACGUCGCACGCGGGUCAAGGACUUGUUUACGAGUCUAAGCCUUCCCCUCGCCUCUUGCAUCAUGCUGGCUGCUACAAGAGAAAAGAUACAAGGUUCCUAUUCACACUUGCUACGCAACACUUAUCGUCAUUCACUAGAUGAAGCCAUACAAGUGUUUUGUGACCAAUGGCUUCGCUGCUCAUUUAUUCAUCAGGGAGAAGCAUGCCAGAAUGCCAGGAAUUCGCAUCAGAAAGGCCACCAAGCUAUGUCUGGAAGGAUCAUUACUCGUGGGCCUUACGAGUCAACCUUUGUCGCAGACGAGUUCUUUCCAGAUUGGAUCAAUCAAAUUGACAAGCACAUAAGAGAGCUGGACGAGCGUUUACAGCGAUUCGAUUCAGAGAAGAACGCAAUCCCUAGAUACCUUGCCAACGUUAUGGCCAAGUUCUAUGGUACUGCUGAUAGCUCAGCUUCGAAGAUCAGAAGCAAUUUGACUUGCCUGUGUUGCGUUCGGAGGAUUCCCGAAAACAUUCUUCCCUGUGGGCAUGUACUCUGCAAAGCAUGUGUUCAAGCCCAUGGUGUGAGCAUUGGGCAGGGUUUGUAUCAUAUGAACUUUUGCCCAUUACAUAAGAAGGAAACGCUGUGGCCGAAGCCUGCACGUAUCAGGUUCAAACCAGACGAGGCUGGUGUACGAGUUCUCUGCUUGGAUGGGGGUGGCGUGCGAUCCAUUGUCGAGAUCGUCAUACUCCAAGCGAUUGAAAACACACUAGGCGGUCACAUUCCGAUACAGAACUUCUUCGACCUCAUCGUUGGCUCAAGUACUGGUGGAAUUAUUGCUCUAGGUCUUGGUGUCAAGCGUUGGACUGUCGCUAACUGUAGAGAACAAUUCAAAAGCCUUUGCAAGCAGGCCUUCACUUCCAGAUUAUCGAAGGCCUUUGCAGCUGUUAGCAGGAAGAGCCAGUACAAGACGAAGCCCCUGGAAAAAGGCUUGAAGUCCGCCUUUGACCAGCAUUCAUUCCUGUACGGUGGUUCGAGACCCGAUCACUCAACGUCAAUACGAGUUGCUGUUACUACAACCUUGGCUAGCGAGAACAGACCAGCGGUACUAUCCAAUUAUAAUACCGAGAGCGAGCAUGAAUCUUCUCCAUACAAAUUUAUCCGUCCACAGGAAUCUGCUAGGGAAGUAAAAGUUUGGGAGGCUGCAAGGGCGACGGCUGCUGCACCACCGUAUUUUAAACCAUUCUUGCAGGAGACGACGGGAACACAGUAUACAGAUGGCGCCAUACAUAAUCCAUGUCCAGCCUAUGUUGCAGACCACGAGCGAAGGCUCCUUUGGGGGGAGGUCAGUCAUUGGGCACCAGACAUUCUCCUAUCACUCGGAACUGGUUACACACAGUCUCGCACAACUCAUAAGUCCAAACGCACAUUCUCGCAGGACAUUCCAGGUGCCACCAAGCUCACCAGGGUUAUCUCUCCCUCGCAACAGUGGGCUUCUGCUAGCCUGACCACUAUGUGGAGAACCAAUAAUCCACUGGUCGACGAUCAGAGCACCAGCCAAGACAUGUGGAACAGCUAUGUUGAGAAGGCCACUGCCACCGAGAACCUACUAACAAUAUCGGAUGAAAACCGUAACAUGCGGAUCAACGUCAGGUGGUCCGAUAAAAGGCCCAGUUUUGAUGAUGCGGAAGAGAUAGAGAAUAUUGAGCGACAUGCUAUGAACGAAAUAAGCGAGAACCAUGAAAUCAAGAUGGUUGCACACAAGCUUGUCGCUAGUUGUUUUUAUUUUGAGAGGACAGGUACUGAUCCUCAGAAUAAAGAAAAAGGGCUGUACAAAUGCUCCGGUAGUAUCAUCUGCCGUUUCGAUGAAGGGAGUCGAGAUUUGAGAGGCCUUGGCCUUGUUCUUAGAGACCACAUCCGUGGCAGUGAUUUCGCACCUUUCUUCAUCUUAGAGGAGGACUACGGUACUUCUCUCCAGAGGCAGCACGAUGUAACUGUUCCGGUUGAUACCAUCUACGCGAUGUGCCAUUCUGGUACGUUCCGUUUGCCAACAAACAUUGUCAUUGAUGGCGCUCACGAAUCGAGUUUAACACGUCUGUCCCUGUGUCUGCAACCGGGAGGAUACAGCUAUUCCCAAGUCUCUGAUCCAUCCCACAGAUCCGUCAAUCCCUCUUUCUCUAUCAGUGGAUUCCCAAGAGAGCUCUUUGCCCAGGAUACACCCUUGUCUCCUCGCACAACCGUUGCGGAUAUGGACGACGAUGAAGGGCCUUGUGAAUUACCAGUGCCUGAAGAUAUACCACUUACCAAGGAAACCUCGAAGGUUUCAGCAAGGCUCGCAUUGUUCAGGAACAGACAGUUGCACCAUUCCAUUUCCCAGAUGUCGUUUACCAACAGACCCAGCAGUUCAGAGGAUAAAGGCACUGAAUCAUGUGAAAGUCGAGAUGGAGAUUCUGAGUCAGCAAGGCUAUUUUUCGGUGCGAGGAAGAAGAACAGUGAAGGGUCUGAAGCAGUGGAUAAACAGUUUGAAAGCGGGUUCGAGGCAAAACCGCAACCUUUUAGAGGUUAUUAUUAG